Girardinichthys multiradiatus is the source of this 2290-nucleotide messenger RNA. RefSeq lists its product as uncharacterized. Lineage: Eukaryota; Metazoa; Chordata; Actinopteri; Cyprinodontiformes; Goodeidae. Gene Ontology annotation, molecular function: protein binding. The record is from RefSeq and is a predicted model, not a curated record. Bases 1 to 2229 code for a protein of 742 amino acids. The transcript is spliced from 10 exons.
AUGAGAAGAACACGGAGAAACAGCCAUACUCCUCUUCAGGAUCUGUAUUACAGGAGAGUUCCUGGAGGAGACAGAGACACUCCUAUCCCAGCACAGCCAAGAGAUGCUAAAAUGAUUAGUUCCAUUGCAAGUCUGAUCAGGGCAAAGAGCAAACUAGUCCUCCUCGAGAACCCUGAUACCGUAGAAAUCUACAAGCAGAGUAACCUAAAGGCACUAAAAGAGGCUAAGAAAUCCAAUGUGACAGUGACAAUGACCUACCUGGGACAAGGUCAGCGACAGUCACACUCAAGGCCCACUCGGGACGAGCUUAAGGUGCUUCAGCAAGUCAACGGAGGAGAAAAUCUGUGUGUCUUUAAGGGCCUUGUUAUUGCAGGAGAACAGUUUCAGUUUGUGUCUCAGAGGCAUAGAGGUUUCCCCUUCAGUGCUACCUUGUAUGUCAACGGCAUCGCGGUGGCUCGGAUCAGCUCCUGCUGUGAGUACCGCUACGCUCCAGGAUUUCAGCAGGGCAGGAAAAGCUGCUUCAGACUUAGCUGGUUGGCUGGUGGGACACCCUGUUACAGAUGCACUAGUCUCCGAAAUAAAUACAGCUCCUGCCAACAGCUGAACAACGGAACAAAGGAAAACUUAAUUCUCCCUCUCGAGCAGAACACUGGCAAUGGCACCAUCGAGUCAUGUCCAUCAUCCGACCUUUUUAUCCCAGCCAAACCCGAGAAGAAAUCAAUAAGAAGAACUAGAAAGCACGUUAAGGAACACAAUGGAGGAUCCACUGACAGUGACGAUGCUGUUUUUGCAGGAAUAAAAGAAAGAUUCAGGAGGAAAAAACGUAAUGGUCAAACCGAUCAGAAAGAGAGUAAAGGAAAGACAGGUAGUAGCAACAGAGAGGAAGAUGGGCAAGGUGGCAAGAGCUUAGAGAGAUCACCAGGGGCUGGAAAAUCUGAAGAGCAGACAGGACACAAACCGAACCACUCAAAAACAAUGGGAAAUGCCACUAAGCUGCAGAAAGAACAGCUGCCGUCAAUCCGGACAAGUAGAACUGUUGAUUCAUUGCAGCAUGAAAAGGGGCUGACUCAGCACAACAAAGAGAAGCAGAGAGGCCUCGAAUCAGAUGGGAAAACCAGAGAUGGGGGAACACUGAAGGACUUCUAUAAAGAAUGUGUGGAAAUGAGUGCCGAGUUGAACCGGAGCCCAAACAAACACUGGUUCAAGGCAAACAUCCUAGAGAGGUGCCGGCUCCAAAAGAGGCUGUCAUCAUCAUGCCCCAAAGCUCAGAACUCCGAUGUGGAGCUGAGUGCAGAAAGUGACACAGUACCGCAGCCUGAUGGAGAGCUCGAGGAGGAGGACACAGCAGGCCAGGAUGCUGCCAAAGAAGAGCCUGUUCAAGAACAAGACCUGCAAGCACAGCUAAAUGCCAUGAUGACGGUGUUGAGCACAUCUGAUGAGGUUGAGCAGCUUGUUCUGAGGAACACGGAACUGACAGAUGACCUUUUGUACAGUCUCGCGGGGGUCCUGAAGACCAGCCAAUCUGAAGUCACGCUGUUCAAUCUCAAUCUCAACCUUAUUGGCCCUUACGGCGCUCACAUCCUUCUGGACAUCCUAAGAGCGAAGCCGCAGGUCCAAGGCUUGCACUUGUUUGGAAACAAACUGCGUGACCAUGGAGUGCUCACCCUCUUGAGAGGAGUAGCUGAGCUGCAGGAUCAAACAGCAGCAGCUGCUGCAAUCAUCCAGCAGGCACUGCUUUUCCCAUCAGAGCAAAAUACGAUGCUGUCAUUCCCCACCGGGUGGAGCUCUUUUAGGGUCUUUGCACUUUUGGAACUAGAUAUUGGUGGAAACGGCCUCGGCAGUGAUGGGGUCAAGGUUUUAGCAUCAUACAUGAGAUCCCACUCACAUCUUCAGUACCUGGGGCUUGCACAAACGAAUGGUGCGGAUCUGGCUGCGUGGAAGGAACUUUUCGACAGCUUGAAAGGCAACAGCUCUCUGACUCAAAUCAUUUUAGAUGAGAACAAUCUGGGGGACCCUGGAGUCAGGCUGCUGGCAGACAUGUUAAAAGAGAAUAGGAGUCUGCAGCAGGUGGACCUUGACAGGAACGGCAUCAGCGAUGUGGGAGGAAACGACAUCAUGGGGGCACUGCUUUGCAGGACACAGGUAUUACUGACACAUCUUAGCCUUGAUGAGAACCACAUUAGUGAAGGAUUAAUGAGCAGGAUACAGGAGCAGAUAAAAUGCAAGUAAAAGCUGUUUGAGCAACAGAGUAAACUUGGAAAACCGCAACAAGUUGUGCAAAUUAAACUGC